Messenger RNA from Brienomyrus brachyistius, 2006 nucleotides. Its product is annotated as poly(rC)-binding protein 4-like. Gene Ontology annotation, molecular function: mRNA binding. The coding region runs from base 347 to 1690 and encodes 447 amino acids. Gene Ontology annotation, biological process: negative regulation of mRNA splicing, via spliceosome. The transcript is spliced from 14 exons. The record is from RefSeq and is a predicted model, not a curated record. Gene Ontology annotation, cellular component: cytoplasm; nucleus. NCBI's taxonomy places the organism in Eukaryota, Metazoa, Chordata, Actinopteri, Osteoglossiformes, Mormyridae.
CUACAUGGGUAUGUCAGUUAGUUUGGCAGAUGGUCUUACCCAGAGUGCAUUGUUUUUAUUCAGCCCCUCGUUUGUCUGUCGUAAUUGGAUCCCAACAGGGUAGUCCCACGCUAGCUGCCGCCUGUGUGUCCUCUUUCUGGCCCCCUCCCCAUCUUACUCUGGUGACACGGUGACAUCAGGAUUAUUUGUUAUAGCCAAGACGUUUUAUUGUGGACAACAACCGGAGAUUUACAGAUAUAUCAGGAUUCGUACUACUGAUUUUAUACUAUACAGCAUAGCAGAACAAGCAGUGAAGGGAAACCGCCUGCCGUGCCCCUGGAGUUUGGCCUGCUGUCCGGCGUUUUUAAUGCGUCUCCCUGUGUCAGACUGUCUCUCCACAAUGAACAGUGAGCAAGACUCCGGGGAGGGCAGCAUGAACGUCACCCUUACGCUACGACUGCUCAUGCAUGGAAAGGAAGUUGGCAGUAUUAUAGGAAAGAAAGGAGAGACAGUGAAAAGAAUACGAGAAGAGAGCAGCGCACGUGUGAACAUCUCUGAAGGAAGCUGCCCAGAGAGGAUCGUCACCAUUACUGGUCCCACGGAGUGCGUUCUCAGAGCCUUCGCCAUGAUCACGCUAAAGCUGGAGGAGGAUCUCACGUCGCUAGUAAACAGUGGCACGGUAUCCAGCAGACCUCCAGUCACUCUCCGAUUGGUCAUUCCUACAAGCCAGUGUGGCUCGCUCAUUGGUAAAGGUGGUUCGAAGAUCAAGGAGAUAAGAGAGAGCACCGGAGCCCAAAUACAGGUUGCAGGUGACUUGCUGCCGAAUUCAACAGAACGCGGAGUGACAGUAUCUGGGACCCAAGAUGCUGUCAUACAGUGCGUCAGACUGAUCUGCACAGUUAUUCUGGAGUCACCACCGAAGGGUGCUACCAUUCCGUACUGGCCAGGCCCAACCCCAGGAGCCGUGCUCCUCGCCAGGAAUCAGGCUUCCGAGUUUGGAUCGCAUCCACUGUAUUCUCUGACCCAAGGUGCAGUCGAGCUACAGCAAGCCUAUACUGUGCAGAACCAAUAUGGCAUUCCACACUCUGAGCUGGCCAAACUACACCAGCUAUCCAUGCACCAAAACCUCGGGGCUGUGGGUCUGUCCAGUACUCCUGCUCUAACUGGAAUUGAGUCCAACUGCCAGACCUCAUCCCAAGAGCUACUCAUUCCCAAUGAUCUGAUUGGCUCAGUCAUUGGCCGACAGGGUACAAAGAUCAAUGAGAUCCGCCAAGCUUCAGGGGCGCAGAUAAAGAUUGGAAGUCAGCUGGACAGCACCAGUGACCGGCAUGUCACCAUUACUGGCUCCACGGUCAGCAUAAACCUGGCACAGUACCUCAUCACCUCCUGUUUAGAGACUGCAAAGUCCACCGCCCAGUCCUCCGUGCCCCCCCCAGCUGACCUUAACCUGAGCUUUGCCCAGUCAUCCCCCGCCUCGUCUCCUGUCACGGCCCUGGCAGCAAUAGGCACUCUGCCCCACGCCCCAGUUUUGGGGACCCCUUAUACCCUCCCAUUGUCGAGCCUCCUGGGAGUGAAGCCAGUCCCCCUUCUGGCGCUGACUGGCCCACCUGCCCCUGUUCCUGCCCACGGCACGCUGGCCUCUUUCACCACUAAAAUUUCCUCUGCCAAUGGGAUCAAGAAACCCGAGAGACAGAAGUUUGCGCCCUACUGAUGGCAGCUCGCACCCGGCUGAUGUCCCAUCAUGCCUCGCAGCUCUUCCAAAACAUCCAGGGACGAGAAGGUCGGCUUCUGUGUGCAGCAGUCUUGCUUCAUAUAACCAGGUAGAACAGAGGGUGACUUUUGUUAAAGUAACAUCGGUCCGUCUUGAACCACAGAGGAUAACCUAGAAGCAGGCUGACUCAUUAACGCAGUCUCGACAUCUUCGUUGUUUCGUCAGCAGCCCGUCCAGUGAUCCUCUGUCCCUCUAUGUUGGUAACAAGGACUUUUUUUUCCUGUGAUGAAUUUGUAAAUGACAAAAUGGCAGCUGG